CGAUAGCCGAUAGACACAUUUGGCAGCGGAUCUGUUUAUACAUUCUAGCAAUUUUAUUUCAUUUAAUUUAAGCACGUAAUUAGGGUUUAACAAAAACAUAAUAUGUCUAAGGAUGACAAGGAUAAGGUACAAAUCAUCGACAAGGACUUGGACCUCUCAAAUGCUGGUCGCGGUGUUUGGUUGGUGAAAGUGCCUAAAUAUAUUGCACAGAAAUGGGAAAAGGCUCCAUCAAACAUGGACGUAGGCAAGCUGCGCAUUAGUAAAACGCCGGGACAGAAAGCUCAGGUGUCACUAUCACUCACACCAAAUGUGCUGGCCCUAGAUCCCGACGAGAAAAUACCCACGGAGCAUGUGCUUGACGUGUCACAAGUGACAAAGCAGACUCUUGGCGUUUUUUCACACAUGGCACCAUCAGAGGCAACGUCAACAAGUGGGAGCAAUGGUAAAGAAAAUGGCUCUGGUGCUGCCACAGCGAUAAGCGACAAUGAGAAACUGUACAUGGAGGGACGGAUUGUGCAAAAGCUAGAGUGCCGCCCUAUUGCUGACACUUGCUACAUGAAACUGAAAUUAGAGUCUAUACGUAAGGCCUCGGAGCCAAUGCGUCGGGUGCAACCAAUCGACAAGAUCGUACAGAACUACAAGCCGGUCAAGGAUCAUGCACACAAUAUUGAGUAUCGCGAGCGUAAGAAAGCCGAGGGUAAAAAGGCGCGUGAUGACAAGAAUGCUGUGAUGGAUAUGCUCUUCCAUGCCUUUGAAAAGCAUCAGUACUAUAACAUAAAGGACUUGGUCAAGAUAACCAACCAACCCAUUAGUUACCUGAAGGAGAUUCUCAAAGAUGUCUGCGAUUACAAUAUGAAAAAUCCGCACAAAAAUAUGUGGGAGCUCAAAAAAGAGUAUCGUCACUACAAGACUGAAGAGCAAAAGAACGAAGAGAAGUCCAAGUCAGAUGGAAGCAGCGAUUCUGAAUAACACUCGGCCUCAUCUUCACCAUAACAUAUUGUAAUUGUUUUGUAUCAUCUCAAUUUCACACAAAAUGCCAGAUAUCUAUUAAUUAAGA
Molecule: messenger RNA, 1057 nt
Organism: Drosophila busckii
Lineage: Eukaryota; Metazoa; Arthropoda; Insecta; Diptera; Drosophilidae
Gene: TfIIFbeta
Product: general transcription factor IIF subunit 2
Exons: 2
Coding region: 103-969 (288 amino acids)
Biological process (GO): transcription initiation at RNA polymerase II promoter; transcription by RNA polymerase II
Cellular component (GO): transcription factor TFIIF complex
Source: RefSeq, a predicted model, not a curated record